UUGGCGCCCGGACCCGCGCGCAUGGGGGUUGCCCUGGAAACUGUGGUUAAUUCUGAGCCGGGAGAGGAGGUGUUGGUGUACCAGGUGCCAGGGUCAGCCCAGGCUCAGCAGAGAACCCUCCUUGGUGACUGCUACGAGUCGAGGACAACCGGGACAAAGAAGGGCUGGGCGGAGGAGAACCGAGCUGAGCUAAGAAGGGUGGGCGAAGAGGAAAGGAAAAUGGCAGAACAAUUGUUCCAGUUUGCAUGCACAGGAAAAAAAAAUCGGCAUUAUCUACAUAUUGCUUAACAAUCUAUGAGAAAAUGGGUAAUUAGACAAGCGUCACCCAGAACCGUCUUCUCAGCAUGAUCCAGAUCUCUCCAGAUGCAGUGAGCUGGGCCCCAGGACGCCCCAGCCACCCUGACACACCACCCAACAUCUAUGAGGGAGGGUUGGGGGCCCAGCAGCAGCAGGGCCCCAGUGCCCAGGGAAGCAAGCCCAAGAACUUCCGAUUGCGACACCUCCGGAGCCUGGCUCUCUACCUGCCAGGCCACAUGCAGCCUGCUGGUCAAUGUGGAAGCCACUGGCUAGGCCGGCUCAUGGCUGGGGGCAGCCUGACACGGCCUGAAGGCUCGCCCUGGCCCUUGGACCUGCCACAGGGGACCCUGGGUCCAGGUAACAGUCGUUGCUCGGCCCUUCUGGAAGCCCACCUGCCCAGGGACAGCCUGGGAAAUACAGCUUCCAGUUCCAGCAUGGACCCAGCCAAGGGUGUCCCCUCCCAGUCUGGUCCCCCCGAGGGCUUGGGACUCAGGCCCAAGAGGUCCUGGAGAGCCUUGGAGGAGACCAUGUGUCCCUUGUGCAAGAGAACCCGCUCUGGGGCCUUGGAGAGGACAUAGGAGCAAAGUGCCAGGGCUGGGGAACAGUAGGGGAAGGAUGGCCGAGGAGGAGGAGGCCAGGGUUACUGAGGAAGGGUUCAGUCCCAGCGGCAGUCCUCCCCACCGAGAUGGCUCCCAGAGUUGCCCAGCAGCAGACUGGGUUAGUCUGGGGAAAGCGUGAGGAGGGAGGGAGGAAGAAGACCCAUGAGAGGGACAGAAGAAACGGAAGCAUGCCCAUGCCCUUGCAGCCUGCCCAAACUCCGGAGGGUCAGCCACGUGUACCUGGGAGGUCAGGCCGAGCAGAGAAUCGGGUUCCUGAGAGGCCAGGGAGUCCUCAGGUCUAAUCUCAGUAAAAGCCAAGGCCUGCA
Apodemus sylvaticus (European woodmouse) is the source of this 1222-nucleotide messenger RNA. It is a transcript of the gene C10H16orf90, whose product is annotated as chromosome 10 C16orf90 homolog. The transcript is spliced from 4 exons. The coding region runs from base 345 to 875 and encodes 176 amino acids. The record is from RefSeq and is a predicted model, not a curated record. NCBI's taxonomy places the organism in Eukaryota, Metazoa, Chordata, Mammalia, Rodentia, Muridae.